AUGGAAAAGAAACUUCAAGCAAAAAAUGAAGUCAUUGAAGCAAAAGACAAAAACAUACAGAAAAGAAUACCACGUUCGGUACCAAAAGGAAAGGAAAAGAACUAUAAGUAUAUGAUUUAUACUGAAGAGAUGGAAAAUGAAGAAGACAGAGAUAUGGUUAUGUUGCAUUUAGUCAGAAGAAACAACAAAAGCUUUUACGACCUUGCUAAGAUUUACAAAUCUGACAGAAAUUGGUUCUAUCGCGAAAACUUACCGAUUUCAAUGACACCAAAUGAAGAUGUGAAACAAAUAGUUCAAGAUACGUUACCUCAAACACACUAUGAUAUUAAAGGUUGUACAAUACUUACCUUCAAAGAAGACUUACCGCUACUGAAAGAAAAAAUAACAGAGUAUUUUGACAACUUCAAACAAGCAGAGUAA
This is a messenger RNA of Trichomonas vaginalis G3, 420 nucleotides long. RefSeq lists its product as uncharacterized. The record is from RefSeq and is a predicted model, not a curated record. NCBI's taxonomy places the organism in Eukaryota, Parabasalia, Trichomonadida, Trichomonadidae. The coding region runs from base 1 to 420 and encodes 139 amino acids. The transcript has a single exon.